ACUAAAAGCCAAUGAAUGAUUUUGAGCGUGUUUGCCACCGUAAGUCUUACUGUCAUGGCGACGUCCAGCACCGGCAUGGGGACAUCUGAAGCGCUGCGCUAUUCUGAGUAUAUGCCAGGUCCGAAUGCGGGCUCAUCCACUGAUAUUGAUCGACGACUGGGUGGAACAUUAAUAGCGGUGGGACUUGGUGUUGCAGCUGCGGCUUUUGCAGGUCGCUUUGCAUUUCAGCUGUGGAAACCUUUGGGUCAAGUUAUAGCAGAAAGCGCUAAAAAAAUCCCAACCCCAAGCCUUUCUUAUUAUUACAAAGGAGGAUUUGAACAGAAAAUGAAUAGGCGGGAAGCUAGCCUUAUUCUAGGUGUCAGUCCGUCUGCUAGCAAAUCCAAAAUUCGCGCAGCUCAUCGAAAAAUCAUGAUUUUAAAUCAUCCAGAUAAAGGUGGAUCUCCUUAUAUGGCAAUGAAGAUCAAUGAAGCAAAGGACUUACUGGAAUCCACUACCAAACCUUGAUAGAGAUAAAUUAUAACUUGCAUUAGGCCUGUUACUAAUUGAUGUGUUUCAGUGUAAAGUAUUUAUGCUGGUUAUUUGCACUUCCAGACUUCUUUUUAUUCCAAGUUCCAACUAUACCUGUAUUUAUUUUGAGGAAGUUUCAGGGACAAGCCAUUUAGUUUCAGGGUCCCAAGAACUGGAUGCUAUUGGUGACGCUUUUGUCAGAUACACAACUGUCCUCUAGAAACCUCUAAAAUAUGGCAUUGCCAUUUCUUAUAGUAUCCUACUGUAAGCAGUUCUUCAUAUGAGAUUGGUUUGCUUCUUUAUCUUUAAUAAUGACAGUACAUACCAGUUGAUGUUAAUAUAAGUAUCAUUAUGAUGAUAAACAGUUUUGGGUUUUUUCAUGUUCAAAAUAUUCAAAACCUUUUUUUAUACAGAAUCCCAUACUUUCCAUAGAUUAUUUUGAAUUAGCAGUGUUUUUAUGCACUGCAACAUGGAACAAUAUUGAAUUCAGGAUUUAUGCAGAUGUGUUCCAGCACUUUGCAUCUGUGCCAAGGCCAAAUCCUUUCUAUGUAAGCUGGAAAGAAUGUACAAAACACAGUUCCAGAGCUGUAGAUACUCUUGGGUGACAAUGCUAGCAACUACAAUAAAUGCAAUUAGGAGGCUUCAAUCUUCUCUAUAAUUUGGACCUCUGCUGUUUCUGCACCAGCUCCCAUACAAUUUGAAACAUUAAAUAAGUAAUAAAAUCCUUUAUUAUCUUUUGUGUUUUUGUUUUAAAUUAUUUUCCCCACAUUCAACAGCUGCCUAAUGAACAAGACAUUAAUAUCAGAGAGAAUAUAAAUUUUUAGCUAUAUAAGACGCUGCACCAUGCCUACUGAAUUUAUAGUGUUUGUUUAUUGUAGAUUGUACUGCACUUUACAUGUUAUGUUUAUAAUACAUAAUGCCUUAGCUAAAGAACCCCCCAACAUUCUACUAAGUGCAGGUGCAGGGAAUUUUUCAUUGAGUGGCCAUAAGACUAAUGAAACGUGUUCUGCAUUCUCAUGGCUAACUCAGUGGAGAACCAUAUCAUAUUCAGGAGCAAAUCUAAGUCCUGUGGAGUUAAUGGGAUAUGCCUUUGUGUGUAUGUGUAAUAAAUCUCUUAUUUUGCUUGUA
This is a messenger RNA of Xenopus tropicalis (tropical clawed frog), 1635 nucleotides long. It is a transcript of the gene dnajc15, whose product is annotated as DnaJ heat shock protein family (Hsp40) member C15. The record is from RefSeq and is a predicted model, not a curated record. NCBI's taxonomy places the organism in Eukaryota, Metazoa, Chordata, Amphibia, Anura, Pipidae. Gene Ontology annotation, cellular component: mitochondrial inner membrane. The transcript has 7 exons. Bases 16 to 504 code for a protein of 162 amino acids.